This is a messenger RNA of Pangasianodon hypophthalmus (striped catfish), 4031 nucleotides long. It is a transcript of the gene canx, whose product is annotated as calnexin. Gene Ontology annotation, biological process: protein folding. The record is from RefSeq and is a predicted model, not a curated record. Gene Ontology annotation, molecular function: calcium ion binding. Gene Ontology annotation, cellular component: endoplasmic reticulum; endoplasmic reticulum membrane. The transcript has 15 exons. Lineage: Eukaryota; Metazoa; Chordata; Actinopteri; Siluriformes; Pangasiidae. The coding region runs from base 116 to 1948 and encodes 610 amino acids.
UAACCAAUCAGAGCGGGCGGGAGGCGGGGCUACUACUUCAGCAUUCAUUCUCCAAAGUCACACGUGAUCCGCUGUAGUUCCAGGCGGUUUGGGUCCAUCAGAGAGCGGAGGGACUAUGGAGCUGAAGGUGCGGCUGUGUGUGCUGCUGCUAGCACUGAGCGUGUGCGUGACGCUAAAGGUGCGGGCUCAGGAAGACGACGAAGAUGACGACGUGCACGUGGAAGACAACCUGGAAAACAUGGGAGAUGAAGAGCUGCUGGACGGAGAGGAAGAGGUUGACCAUGAGGAGGAAGAGAAGCCGACGACCAAGCCAGCAGCACCUACCGUGACGUAUAAAGCUCCGGAGCCGAAGGGAGAGCACUUCUUUGCUGAGUCAUUCGAUAAAGGAACACUGGAGGGGUGGGUUUUAUCCCAGGCAAAGAAGGACGGCAUCGAUGAGGAAAUCGCCAAGUAUGAUGGUAAAUGGGAGGUUGAGGAGAUGAAAGACACAAAGCUGCCAGGCGAUAAAGGUCUUGUACUGAAGUCCAGAGCCAAACAUCAUGCCAUCUCUGCUCUGCUACUGCGACCUUUCACCUUCGACACCAAACCCCUCAUUGUCCAGUAUGAGGUGAACUUCCAGAAUGGAAUCGAUUGUGGCGGCGCCUACGUCAAGCUGCUCUCCCAGAGCGCAGACCUCAACCUGGAUGAGUUUGUGGAUAAGACCCCAUACACCAUCAUGUUCGGACCGGAUAAGUGUGGCGAGGACUAUAAGCUCCACUUCAUCUUCCGUCACAAGAACCCCAAAACGGGCGAGUACGAGGAAAAACACGCCAAAAAGCCUGAUUCAGACCUCCGCACAUACUACACAGACAAGAAGACCCACCUGUACACACUGGUGUUAAACCCAGACAACAGCUUUGAGAUACUUAUUGACGAGACGGUGGUGAACAGCGGAAGUCUGCUGAAUGAUAUGACCCCUGCAGUUAACCCUCCCGCUGAGAUCGAAGAUCCCGAUGACCACAAGCCUGAGGACUGGGACGAGAGGCCCAAGAUCCAGGACCCAGAUGCAGUCAAGCCUGAGGACUGGGAUGAGGAUGCUCCAGCAAAGAUCAAUGAUGAAGAUGCAGUGAAACCUGAUGGCUGGCUGGACGAUGAGCCUGAGUAUAUCGGUGACCCUGAUGCCAUCAAACCAGAGGACUGGGAUGAGGAUAUGGACGGUGAGUGGGAGGCGCCCCAGAUCGCUAACCCCGCCUGUGAGUCCGCCCCAGGCUGUGGAAAAUGGGAGAGGCCUAUGAUUGACAACCCCAACUACAAGGGCAAGUGGAAGCCACCAAUGAUCGACAACCCCAACUAUCAGGGAGUGUGGAAGCCCAGGAAGAUCCCCAAUCCUGACUACUUUGAGGAUCUGCAUCCGUUCCGCAUGACGCCCGUCAGUGCUGUGGGUCUGGAGCUCUGGUCCAUGUCCUCAGACAUCUUUUUCGACAACUUCUUCAUCACGUCGGACCGCAGCGUUGCUGAUAAGUGGGCAGAGGACGGCUGGGGCCUGAAGAAAGCCGCAGAGGGAGCAGCUGAGCCCGGUCUCGUUAAUCAGAUGAUGUCCGCAGCAGAAGAGAGACCCUGGCUCUGGGUGGUCUACGUCCUGACCGUGGCUCUCCCCGUUGUCCUUAUCUUCGUCUUCUGCUGCACUGGCAAGAAGAAGCCAGCGACCUCUGCUGCUGAGUACAAGAAGACUGACGAGCCUCAGCCUGAUGUGAAGGAGGAAGAAGAAGAGGAAGAGGAAGAAGAGGAAGAAGAAGAGGCCAGGGAUGAAGAGCCAGAGAAGAAAGCUGAUGCAGAGGAAAGCCCUGCAGAAGCAGCUGCACCAGAGGAAGAGGAAGCAGAGAAACAGGAAGACAAAUCAGAAGAGAAACAAGAGGAUGAUGUUCUGAGGAGAUCCCCGAGAAGCAAAAUGAGAGCUAGGAAGGACUGAUGGACUUUUGCUGCAUCUGCUCAACCGCAGCCCUUCUUCUGAGUCUCCCUUGUCCCCGACUCCCUCCUUCCCUCCCUUGGUCUCUCCUUUUACCCUUGUUCUGUCCUCCUCUGGUCUUCUGCUCCAUCCUCACACAAGUGACUACGGAGAGAAAGAAACAAAAUGGUCCAAUGAAAGAAAUAUCACCACUUCGGACUGGUGUGAGGAGGAGGAUGAUGAUGACGACGAUGAUGAUGAUGAUGAUGAUCACAACCAUAAAUAGAGUAGAGUUUUUUGUUUUACUAAAAUUAAAAAGGAAGAAAGAUGAUCAUUCCUUAAAUGUGCUGAUGCUAAUGUAAAUCCCCCUCUUUAUCCUUUUCCCAGCUGUCUCACACACACACACACACACAUACACACACACACACACACACACACACCUGCUGGCCGCCAGCUGGCAUCUUGCUACUCCUCUUGCUAGUGUAAUUCAAAGAACACGUCAGAACGUGGCCACACUACAGCACCGUGCUUCAGGCUCGGAUUUUAAGCAGACAGGCUCAUAAAUCUGAAUGUGUAUAAGGAGAAAUCAGAAGUUGCUCUGAUCUCCUUCUGGAAAUGUAGAUGGGACGGAAGGUUGAUGGGAUCCAUCUGUCAUCAGUUCUGUGCUCGGCACCAUCUACUUGGUUUUAAGAAAUUCUUCCUUGAAGCCCACAUGCCAUUUUUACACUCAUUCCACAAAGAUCUCGUAUUAUUUUUAAACAUUUCUCCUCAUGAUAUUGGGAACCCCUUGUACUUGCACUGUGGGGUGUCCACAGAGAGCACCUGUUAGGCUUUAGGUUUUAGCACACUGCCUUAUUUGUAGAAUGUGGUUAGCUCAUUUAUUUUUGUGAAUGUACUGUGAGUUUUUUUUUUUUUCUUUUCAUUCUACUUGUUUGUUGCUAAUAUCUCGUUAUGUUUUUGCCAGAAUUGACUUUGUACUAAAUCAUGAGUUUUAAUCCUUUUUUUUUUUUUUUUUUUUUUUUUUUUUUUUUUUUUUUUUUGUUAAGUUUGAACUUGUAAAGCAGUGAAUUUCUUUUUGAGGCAGGCGGACAAACACAACGCAACAGGGCUGACCAGUUUGAGAUGACUAAGAGAGGCUGAAAUCUGAGAGUAUUUCCAUGCUGUUGACCAGGAUAUGAAAAAUCGGGCAGUAAGGCUCGUGUCCUUGGCUGUGGUGAAUCAUAAGUGUAUUUGAGCCACCUCUUUCAUUUUCCAAUUGGAGCCCCAAGUCAGCCAUCGAACCAUUUCUGACGAGUGACUCAACGCGCCUCACUUCCUGUGACAUCAUCCUAUCUGAGCAGCAGUAGCAGCAGCAAAGCAAAUGCUGCUUUUUUUGUAUUAUUUUUUAAAAUAACAUUUUCAUUAUGUACAGUAGAAGAUUCUGAGGCAGUUUUGCAUUUUUCUUCAUUUUUAAUUGUUGCCAUUUUGCUACAAAAAUGUGUAAAGCAAGCUGUCAGAGUUGUUCUCUCAAAAGUUUAACCCCAAAGACAUGAAAAUGGCACUAAAAUGGCACAACCUGGAGUGCACUACUUCAGAGUUGCCUAAAGACUCCAUGAAAUUUUGAUUUUACUCAAGUUGCUGACCUCCACCGUCCACUCACCAUCCAAAACGGUGGAGGACGUUGCUGCAAUUGUAGUUCUGUCCCAAGCUUACAAAGAGCUGGCACUUUCUAAAGUAACGGAGUCUACCAUUCAAGUUCAUAACUGCUAAUAUAAUGCUGCACUGCUGCUAUUCUAACAUCUCUCUGAACUAGCAUCCUCUCUAGCCAUUAGUUCCUGCGUCUUGUUUUGUCCAAUAGCUUUUUUUUUUUUUUUUUUUUUUUUCCUUAAAAACUAUUUCACAUACAUUGUAUUGGCCUAACAUGGAUAAAUGUGCAUAUGUGAAGAAUGAUGGAAUGAUUAUCCUUGGUAGCAUAGUGAGAUUAAGAUCCUCAUGUGAUUGACUAUGUAUAUUUCAGGGAAUGGUGUGGAGGUAGGGCUGGGGGGAGGGAGGGGGUUCAAAAUCCAUCAUGUUACUUACAAAACUAAAAUAAAUGGAUUCUAUGAAAGACGUAUGUCUUUUCAAUCUA